Messenger RNA from Diospyros lotus (date-plum), 3576 nucleotides. Its product is annotated as putative pentatricopeptide repeat-containing protein At3g49142. Lineage: Eukaryota; Viridiplantae; Streptophyta; Magnoliopsida; Ericales; Ebenaceae. The record is from RefSeq and is a predicted model, not a curated record. Gene Ontology annotation, molecular function: RNA binding; zinc ion binding; protein binding. Bases 247 to 2283 code for a protein of 678 amino acids. The transcript has a single exon. Gene Ontology annotation, biological process: RNA modification.
UCAAUCCUCAUCUGUGCACGAUCCGUCGCGCGAGUUGCUUUCUUGAUCAGAUGGUUUACAUCAACACUCCUCACUUCAGCCAAAGAUGGCCGCCUACGCCCAAGCAGAAGCCGGAAAGCAUAGCAUCUAUGGGGAUCGAUUUAUGCACCUUAGGCUCAUCAAGACAACUACUCCCAUGACCACGAGGUGUGGGUUUCAUUCAUUCUCUAGUCUCAAGUUCCAAGCACGUUGCGAUCAACGAUCCCCAUGCCGAGACCCUUCACGCUAUCCCGCCAUUUUUCAACCGCAACUAAGCUAGAAACCCCCCUUUCCUCACUCCAACCACCUAAAUUUUCUCGAGAAAGCACAGCCAUUUCGGAGGAGUUUUGUGGUCAAAUAUUGGACAAAUACCCAGAUAUCAGAACGUUAAAAGGACUGCAUGCCAAGAUCAUCUUUGAUCAAGGUUUGCGCUCAAACCCAUCCAUUGGCAUCAAACUUAUGAGGGCUUAUGCUGCUUGUGGCCAUCCCGAGAUCACGCGCCACGUAUUCGACGAAUUUCCUGACAGAGGUGUUAUCUUCUUCAAUGUCAUGAUCAGAAGCUACGUGAACAACCAGUUUUACCAAGAUGCUCUUGUCGAAUACAGGACCAUGUCCAAGUAUGGCGUUAGUCCUGAUCAUUAUACCUUCCCUUGUGCGUUAAAAGCGUGUUCUGAGUCGGAUAAUUUGUUGCUUGGAAUGCAAACUCAUGCUGCGGUUGCGAAAAUAGGGCAUGAUUCUAACCUUUUUACUGGUAAUGGUUUGGUUGCCAUGUAUGGCAGAUGUGGUUGUUUGGUGGAGGCUCGCAGGGUGCUCGAUGAAAUGCCUCACAAAGAUGCUGUUUCCUGGAAUUCAAUGGUUGCUGUGUAUGCACAGAAUGGACGGUUUGAUGACGCGCUUGGAGUUUGUCGAGAAAUGGAGUUAUUCAACAUAAAAGCAGAUGCUGGCACAAUGGCUAGCCUCUUGCCUGCUGUAACUAACACAUCUGCUAAAAAUAUUUCAUUUGUUGAGGAGCUGUUUAUGAAAUUGGCUAAAGAGAGUGUGAUCUCAUGGAAUGUGAUGGUUGCAGUCUAUAUGAAAAAUUCUAUGCCUGCAUUAGCAGUUGAACUUUAUUUGGAGAUGGAAUCUCGUGGGAUGGAACCUGAUGCAAUCACAUUUGCCAGUGUUCUUCCUGCCUGUGGGGACCUCUCAGCUCUGUCACUUGGUAGGCACAUCGAUGAGUGUGUGGAAAGGAAAAGGCUUCGACCCAAUUUGUCAUUGGAAAAUGGCUUGAUUGACAUGUAUGCAAAGUGUGGAUGUUUAGAUGAUGCAAGGGAAGUGUUUGAUGGAAUGCAAUACCGGGAUGUUGCGUCAUGGACUUCAAUAAUUUCUGCUUAUGGUAAAAGUGGGCAAGGCUGUGAUGCUGUUGCUCUUUUUUCCAAAAUGCAGGAUUCGGGUGUCACUCCUGAUUCAAUUGCCUUUGUUUCCAUCAUCUCUGCAUGCAGCCAUGCGGGAUUGUUGAAUGAGGGAAAGUAUUUUUAUAAAUUAAUGACUAAGAAGUAUAGGAUGGUACCAAGGUUAGAACAUUUUGCUUGCAUGGUUGAUCUGUUAGGACGUGCUGGGAAACUAGAUGAGGCCUAUGAUUUCAUUAAGCAGAUGCCUUUGGAACCCAAUGAGAGGGUUUGGGGGGCAUUGUUGAGUGCUUGCCGGAUUUACUCAAAGAUGGAUAUUGGGAUUAUAGCUGCAGAUCAUCUCUUUCAAUUGGUUCCGGAGCAGGCUGGUUAUUAUGUCUUGUUAUCAAACAUUUAUGCGAAGGCUGGAAGAUGGGAAGAAGUUUCCGCCAUUCGAUCAAUCAUGAAGGGAAGAGGAAUCAAGAAAACACCUGGUUUUAGCAAUGUCGAGCUUGAUCAUAAGGUCCACACCUUUCUUGCUGGCGACCAAUCCCAUCCACAAUCCAAGGAGAUCUACGAAGAGUUGGAUGUAAUGGUAGGAAAGAUGAAAGAGGCAGGUUAUGCACCUGAGACAGACUCAGCGCUUCAUGAUUUGGAGGAAGAGGAUAAGCAAUAUCAUCUAACAGUUCACAGUGAGAAGUUAGCUAUCGUCUUCGCACUUAUUAAUACCAAACCUGGUACGCCAAUCCGGAUUACCAAGAAUCUACGUGUUUGUGGGGACUGCCAUAUUGCUGUCAAGCUUAUAUCCAAGAUUGCUGAACGCAAAAUCAUUGUCAGGGAUACACAUCGGUUUCAUCAUUUUCAAAAUGGGGUUUGCUCAUGUGGCGAUUAUUGGUAACGCUUCGCUUACUUAGGCUCCGUUUUGUUUGGCCAAAAACAUUUUCCUUUCUCAAAAAGCACUUUCCUUGUUUUCUUGUGUUUGGCUAGCUCUAGGAAAACAACAAAGUAAAAGUAAUUUACUUUCUGGUCAAUGGAAAGUAAAUUGCUAAAACACAAAGAAAAGAAAAUUCCGAAAAGUGACUUCCUGAGUUGAAAUUAGGAAGUCCCUUUCUAGAGCUUCAUCAUUUGCACUUUCAAAGCUUUCCAACACCUUCUCCGCCUUUGUUUUUUUGGAUUACACAUCAUCACUCGCACUCUCGCUGAACUCAUCCCUGAGUCAUCAUGAGAGAAGUAAACCGAAAGAUAUGCCCAAGUGACCAAGGUUGGAGAUUGUGUCCACUGACACUUAUCAAAGACCAUCCCUAGAAGGAAUUGCUUCUCCCAGAAAUUAAUCCUACACUAGCAGCCUUCAGCAUCCUUCUUCGCCUUUGUUUGUCGAGCUCUACUUGCGUUGAGCGUCUUCUUCUUCUCACUCUAUUAGCCUCUGUCUAUGUCAUCAUAUUAGUCGACGUCUCUAUUAGGCUCCAUCUCUAUAUAGAUUUGCCUUCUACAUCAUCAUAUUGGUCACCAUUUGUGUCCUUCUCCACCUCUUUCUAUCUCCGCAUGUGUUAUCAUCUUUGUCGAGGCUUCACCUACCUCAAUAUUUGCCUAGUCGCUAUCAUUAUCUUGUAGAAUUUAUGUCUUGUUACUUUUAUUAUGGAGAAUUUUUAUGAUAUAUGAUAUUAUUAUGUUUUGUUCUUUAUUGUUAUUAUGUGUUUAUUAUAUAUUUUUAUCUUUAUGUUAUAGAUUUGAUAAUAAGAAAAAAAAAAUACUAUAAUGGUGUUUUUAGUGAAAUUUCAUGAGAAGCCUAAUCCCUUUUCUCUCUCUCAUAUUCAAAUUUAGAUCUAGGUAUGAGAUUAAGUUGAUAAAAGAUAAAUUAAUCAUUUUAGUCUAUGUAAAAAAUAAUUCUUACAAUUACAUAAAAUUAUAAAUUGGUUAUUUCAAAUUUCCCAAAUUUAUAUUAUGAAUGACAAAGAACUUAAUUAUAUUGAUGCGAUGGCUAAGAUUGAAUUGUUGGUUGUGGAGGUUCCACAAUGACCGGCACAAUACAUUGGGUCGGGUAAACGGGGCCAUUGGGUCAACCACACAUCCCUCCACUUAUCUAAAAAAUAAGUUGGUAUUCUAUAUAAAACUUUUGUAUAAAAUUAUUAUUAACAUAAAAUAAUAAUAAUAAUUUUUAUAACUGUAAUUUAUUUUUAUAAACAUUUCUAAU